CACGCGAGGAGAGUGUAAUGCGCUUGCGCGGAGGAAGGGGUGUUCCGGGCAGCGCAGCGCGCCUGCGUGAACCGGCAGCGGCUGGUGACGGGGGAGGCCGUGGGCCGGUAACAGCGGCCGGGGCGCCACAGCCAGAUACAGACUAACACGGCUGCUACUCUGAAACCUAACUUUUCUUUGGAUCUGCAGUGAUACAAUCUAAUCAAAGGGAUGGUGAGAGGACAGCAGAACAAAACAUAAAGGUUUUUCCAGUGUUGCGGUGAUCAGUGUACUGCAGAAAAGAAGUAAUCCAAUGCAGAAGGUCAAAACUUUCUAGAAUAAUUCCUGUUGGACACUGAUGCAAGUCAGGUAGAUGUAUCAAUGGGAGCCUGCAGUAAGCUUUUCCUGAUCACCAUUUAAUGUGCUUUGUCAGUAAACUGGAUGGCUUCUACAGUGAGUGUGAACUUGGAUAAAGACGACGCAUUGGAUGGAAUACCACCUGUGAAGAAGCCCAGAAAACUGUUGCCAAGCCUUAAAACGAAAAAACCCCAGGAACUUGUUCUAGUAAUUGGGACAGGGAUCAGUGCAGCAGUAGCUCCUCAAGUCCCAGCACUGAAGUCUUGGAAAGGGUUAAUCCAGGCCCUGCUGGAUGCUGCUAUUGACUUUGAUCUUCUUGAAGAGGAGGAGAGCAGAAAGUUUCAGAAAGGUCUCCAAGAAGAUAAGAACCUUGUUCAUGUUGCCCAUGACCUUAUCCAGAAACUAUCUCCGCGCACUAGCAAUGUCCGCUCCACAUUUUUCAAAGACUGUUUAUACGAGGUGUUUGAUGACCUGGAGUCCAAGAUGGAAGAUUCUGGGAAACAACUGCUUCAGUCUGUGCUUCGCUUAAUGGAAAAUGGAGCACUCGUAUUAACCACAAACUUUGAUAACCUGCUGGAACUGUAUGCAGCAGACCAAGGGAAACAGCUUGAAUCUCUUGACCUUACUGAUGAAAAAAGGGUGCUGGAGUGGGCGCAAGAAAAAAGGAGGCUCAGUGUCUUGCAUAUCCAUGGAGUCUACACAAACCCUAGUGGAAUAGUGCUUCAUCCAGCUGGGUAUCAGAAUGUGCUGCGCAAUACAGAGGUUAUGGGGGAGAUCCAGAAGCUGUAUGAAAACAAAUCCUUCUUGUUCCUGGGCUGUGGCAGGACUGUUGAUGACACCACGUUUCAGGCCCUUUUCCUAGAAUCUGUGAAGCGCAAGUCGGACCUGGAACACUUCAUGCUUGUGCAGAGGGGAGAUGUGGAUGAGUUUAAGAAGCUCCGUGAAAACAUGCUGGAUAAAGGGAUUAAAGUCAUUUCAUAUGGAAAUGAAUACGCAGACUUACCUGACUACUUUGAGAGGCUAACAAGUGAGAUCUCCGUGCGGGAUCGAACAGGUCUGCCUAGAGAAGGACAGCUAAAUGGCUCUUCUACAGCCCACACUGAAAUCAAAGGUAUGGAGCUUACUCUUGAAGCUCAAGAGAUAUCAUGGCAAAACUGAUCAUCCAUUUGCCUAACCUGUGGGGCAGCUCUGGAGGCAUAUGUCCAGAGGGGGGUAUCCCUCUCCCAAAGGUGCUAAAGGUAACUGCUGCUUGUGCAUGGAGGAAUGAGUAGUAGCAGCUUUUAGAUGUGCCAGUAAUGCUGGAUCUGAAAACACUAAUUCAAAACCAACCAUCUAUCUUCAACUGGCUGACUUUGGAGGGGUGGAAUUGAAAGCAGAUUUUACUGAAGGUUAGCCAGGAACACAGAUCAAAAAGCAGCUUAAAGGCUGCUUGCACCUAGUCACAAAUUAACACUUAACACAGAACGGAGCAUAUGCUACUCUUCCUCUUCUGGGGGCUACAGCUGAUCACUGGUACUGGUAGGAUCAAAAUUAGCACUAUGGGGUGCUGUGAGCAGUUUAAUUAGGAUGAAUUAAAUACUGUCCUAGACUUGUGUGAAAGGAUAUUUUAACUUUACAGAGGGUGCAGCACCUGAGCAUCUACCCUUGCAGCUCAACUGACUGUGCUACUGGUUAAUCUGAGUUAAAGACCCUGGCACCUGUUGCACAGGCCUGUGAAUCUCAAAGUCAGAAGAAUCUCACCUUUUUAAUAGCUAGUUCUUAAGCAGCUGUGAUCCUGCCACUCUAAAACCAGAAACUAGAAAACCAGAAGCUAGAAACUACCAGACUUCAUGGAGUCCCAGUUGGAAGGUCCUGGCUGAUGAAGACUGCUUGUAGUUUACACAGCAGCUGUGAUAUCCUGUCUCUCAAGGUUGCAGAAUCUGCAAGGGGAGUUUUUCUCCCUCUGAACAGCAGCAGCUGUGGCAGUUUCAGACCUUGUACUUCUGUAUUCUGUACAUUUCAAUGAAAUGAAACUUGAGCAGUUAUUACUUGAAGCUCUAGUUUUCUAGUCCUUUCUUUAUACUGUACAGCAUUUUGUAUGUGGAAGGUGUAUUAAAAGCCUGCUUUACUUA
Mauremys reevesii (Reeves's turtle) is the source of this 2447-nucleotide messenger RNA. It is a transcript of the gene SIRAL1, whose product is annotated as family with sequence similarity 118 member B. Bases 421 to 1494 code for a protein of 357 amino acids. The transcript has 10 exons. NCBI's taxonomy places the organism in Eukaryota, Metazoa, Chordata, Testudines, Geoemydidae. The record is from RefSeq and is a predicted model, not a curated record.